CAGUAGAGUAAAUCUGGAAGUGUGAACGGGGAAUUAAUCAGUUUUGACACAUUUGUUCUUGCUUUGCGUGUGAGAUUUGUAUUCCUUGCAAUGAAUUAAUACAGGUGACUAAGAUAACACUCCUCAGUUCUACCAAAUAAGCUCCAAGAUCGCUGUGCAGGCUGGAAAGGAAAAUAAAUACAAUUAGGAUGGCAUUGGGAAGUAGAAAUGAUGCAACGAAUAACCGGUCUUCAAGUGAAGGAUCGGAAGAAGGAGAAAGGACUGAUACUUCUGAUGAUUAUUCGGAUCAGGACAGCUAUGAACCAGGAAACCACAAUGCACAGCCAACAAGUACUCAGUCCCCCAAUGAAGAAUCGGAAACAACUGUGUCUCUCAAUGAAGAAGCAGAACAGGAAGGUAUUGACAAAGAAAUGCACCUAAUGAAUUUGAACAAGUUUUUACAAAAGGGAGAUUGGACACAUGUUAAGUACUUGCUUGAGCUAUAUCCUGAUGCAUUAACAAAAAAGAUUUCUCUAUACGGGGACACGACUCUUCAUAUUGCGGCAAUAUCAGGACAUGUGAAGAUUGUGGAAGAGUUGGUUACUAUGACAAGUGCAAAAGAUUUGUUGCUAAAAAAUAACUUUGGUGAAACAGCUCUUUCCCUUGCUGCUUGUGGGGGAAUUGUAAAGGUAGCCAAACCUUUAGUGAGGAAGAACAUUGCCUUGCUAAGGGUUAGAAACAUUAAUAACCAUAUCCCAGUGGUUGUAGCUGCUCAAUUUGGCCACAUAGAAAUGGUGCGCUACCUUUAUUAUAUGACUCUAGAGGAAGAACUAGAUCCAAAGAGGAGUAAACAAGGUGCUAAGCUUCUUACCACUUGUAUUGUAGCCCAAAUCUAUGAUGUUGCAUUAGAUUUGGUUCGAAAGUUCCCAGACCUAUCUAUUACUAUACUAGAAGAACCUCCAGGUGGAACAUUAAACACACUGGCUACCAGACACUCUGCUUUCCCAAGUGGAACUCAACUUUCAUUUUGGCAGCGGUGUAUAUACUUAUGUAUGCCCAUACGUUCACAUGGCGCACCCAACAACUGUAGUGAUAUUGAAGCUGACACCGGAAGAUCUACCAAUCAAGAAAACAGCAUCAUACGAGAACUCAGGCAUUUGUAUGAAGUAGCAUGGGAUGUCCUAAAAUUCGCAGUACCCUGCACUAAAACUAUACAUGAGAUAAAGUUGAAACAUGCCCAAGUCCUUGAACUGCUGAGUUGCAUUUCUUGCCAAAUAUCGGCUUUAAGUCACUCCCAGAUAGAGAAGAGCGAAUUAUUUCAAGCAAUUUUCAAUGCAGUCAAGCACGGGAUCGUUGAGUUUGUGGAAGAAAUGCUCAAAGCUUACCCCGAUAUCAUAUGGGUACUUGAUGGUGAUAGCCGCAACAUAUUCUUAUACGCAGUUCUUCAACGGCGAGAAAAGAUUUUCAACUUGUUACACAAGACGGGGCCUAAGAAGAACAUGAUAGCAACUAGCUUGGACAAAGAUGGUAACUCCAUCUUACACCACGCGGCCAUGCUGUCGCCCUCUUCUCAUCUUGAUGGCAUUUCUGGUGCAGCUCUCAAGAUGCAAAGGGAACUCCAAUGGUUUCAGGAAGUGGAGAAAGUUGUUCAACCAAUGUAUAGAGAAAAGCAAAACAAUGCGGGCAAGACGUCUCGAUCUUUGUUUACUUCACAACAUAAGAGAAUGAGGAAAGAAGGGGAAAAAUGGAUGAAGGAGACGUCAACAUCAUGCACUGUUGUGGCCGCUCUUGUCGCCACCGUAAUGUUCACAGCAAUCUUCUCUGUGCCAGGCGGCUUCGAUGAGAAAACCGGCAAACCGCUUUACUUAUACAAGGAUUCCUUAAUGAUCUUCAUAGUAUCCGAUUCCUUGUCCAUGUUCUCUUCUGCCAGUUCAGUGCUCAUGUUCUUAGGGAUCCUCAAAUCACGCUACACUGAAGAUGAAUUCCUCGUGUCUUUGCCAAGGAAACUCAUAAUAGGCAUAGCCACCCUAUUCUUCUCGAUAGCCAGCAUGAUGGUUACUUUUGGCACCACCAUUUACAUAUUCCUCAGCCACCGGAUCUCCUGGAUCUCCAUUCCUGUUCUUCUGCUAUGUUGUGUCCUGGUUAUGAUUCUAGUGUUCCCCCAAGUCCCACUUCUCUAUGGGAUUUUCCGUUCAACACAUGGACCAGGCAUCUUUGAGGGGCAAAAGAGAAGGAAAAAGAAGAAACGCAUGCGUUAGAAAAGCUGUUUGAUUCAUUAAUCGAUUUCCUUUCUCCUAUUUCUUUCAGUACAUACCCAAUUACUUGAGUGUAUUAGCCAUCAUGGCAUAUCCAACACCCUAUUUUCCCUGGCAUGCCAAUGUGUCACGAAUUUUUUAUUUUUUCAAUAAUUACAGU
Diospyros lotus (date-plum) is the source of this 2394-nucleotide messenger RNA. RefSeq names its product protein ACCELERATED CELL DEATH 6-like. Lineage: Eukaryota; Viridiplantae; Streptophyta; Magnoliopsida; Ericales; Ebenaceae. The transcript is spliced from 8 exons. The coding region runs from base 189 to 2237 and encodes 682 amino acids. The record is from RefSeq and is a predicted model, not a curated record. Gene Ontology annotation, molecular function: protein binding.